Molecule: messenger RNA, 6375 nt
Organism: Oncorhynchus nerka (sockeye salmon)
Lineage: Eukaryota; Metazoa; Chordata; Actinopteri; Salmoniformes; Salmonidae
Product: lipoma-preferred partner homolog
Exons: 13
Coding region: 604-2397 (597 amino acids)
Biological process (GO): cell-cell adhesion
Cellular component (GO): focal adhesion; stress fiber
Source: RefSeq, a predicted model, not a curated record
AAAGUAGUGCACUACAUAGGGAAUAGGGUCUAAAGUAGUGCACUACAUAGGGAAUAGGGUCAAAAGUAGUGCACUACAUAGGGAAUAGGGUCAAAAGUAGUGCACUACAUAGGGAAUAGGGUCAAAAGUAGUGCACUACAUAGGGAAUAGGGUCAAAAGUAGUGCACUACAUAGAGAAUAUGGUCAAAAGUAGUGCACUACAUAGGGAAUAGGGUCUAAACUAGUGCACUACAUAGGGAAUAGGGUCUAAACUAGUGCACUACAUAGGGAAUAGGGUGCCAUUUCAGGUGUAAACUCCAGUCCUGACUCUAUUUCCCAUUCGGCAGCAGACAGUUUGAUACGUUCGAUUUUCAAAACUUCCUUAUUUCCUUUUCUGAUGGCUGCUGGGAAAAUAUCAUUUUGAGGAAAGGUGUGAUGGAUGGAUUGUAAUUUCACCUGUUCUCUGUUCAGAUCAGUCGCCAUGAUAUCUUGGUUCACUCUUCGUCAUCACAGUGUUCGUCACGAUCUGAGGUGUCUGACCCUGUGAUUGGCCCCUCUGUGAUCCUGUAGUGACUGUGACUGUCUGGCCUCUCUCCUCUCUCUCUGCAUUGAAGAAUCUGAACCAUGUGGACCAGCGAAGGCGAAGUUCAGGUGACAGGGCGGAUGGAGACCACCCCUGCCAUGGGCGUCCCUAGUAUCUCUGUUUCCCAGCAACAGGCCCCUAAGAAGUUUGCCCCUGUGGUUGCCCCCAAACCUAAGUUCAACCCGUACAAGGAUCCCACUGACCUUGCAGGAGGGGACUAUCUCCCACCUCCUCCUCCUGCUGAAGACGGAGGCCUCUCGUCCUCCAUCUCUUUCCCACCACCUCCACCCAUGGACAGAGAAUAUCAGAUGCAUGGACCAGAGAAGACCCUGGAAGAGAGGCGGUCCAGUCUGGACGCUGAGAUUGACUCUCUGACCUCUAUCCUAGCUGACCUGGAGAGUAACUCACCUUACAAGCCCCACAAUGCACAGAACUCUGGAACUCUGACCAGUCCCAACGCUCCGGUGACAGGGUACAAACGUAUGGUCAUCCCCACCCAGCCUCCUCUGACGGCCACCAAGAAGUCCUCUCCCAAGGCCGGGGCCCCAGGCGGAACACUGCCCCGGCCCCAAGCGGAGAACUCCUCCUCAGCCUCCAUACUGGCCAGGCCCCAGUUCCAGACGGCCCCCCAGCCAGUCCCAGCCUCCUACGCCACAGCCUCCACCCCCAGCCAGCCCACCUUCAACGUUCAGGUGAGGUCUGCACAGCCCGGGCCCCAGCACCAGUCCCCUGGGCCCCCCCAGCAGUUUUCCCAGCAGCCCAACAGGAGCCCGGUCCAGUACAUGGCUGCCCAGCCCAGGGGCCCUGAUUUUGCCUAUGGGCCUCCCCAGCCAGGCUUCGCUCCUCAAGGCUACCCAGGGCAGGCCUACCCGGGAGCAGGAGGGUACGGGGGAGAACCAGGAGGCUACGGGGGAGAACCAGGAGGGUACGGGGGAGAACCAGGAGGCUACGGGGGAGAACCAGGAGGCUACGGGGGAGAACCAGGAGGGUACGGGGGAGAACCAGGGAACACCUGGAGACCCCAGACUAGCUAUACUGCUGCUCCUACCCAGCAGGGCUUCCCACAACCUGUCCCUAAGAAGACCUACAUCACUGACCCUCCUGCCAGCCUGGCGCCUCCUGUACACCUCGCCCCACAGAGGGCUCCCAGCGGUGCCAGGCCUGAGGAAGAACUGGAGAGGCUCACCAAGAAGAUGCUGUAUGACAUGGACAACCCUCCGGCUGAGGAGUACUUUGGGCGGUGUGCCAGCUGUGGGGAUAAUGUGGUGGGUGAGGGUACCGGCUGUACCGCCAUAGACCAGGUCUUCCACGUGGACUGCUUCAUCUGCAUGACCUGCAGUGGCAGGCUGCGCGGGAAACCCUUCUACGCUGUGGAGAAGAAGGCCUACUGCGAGCCCUGCUACAUCAACACCCUGGAGUCCUGUAACAUCUGCAGUAAACCCAUCAUGGAGCGUAUCCUGCGGGCUACAGGGAAGGCCUACCACCCACACUGCUUCACCUGUGUGGUGUGUCAACGCAGCCUGGACGGUAUCCCCUUCACUGUGGACGCUGCCAAUCACAUCCACUGCAUCGACGACUUCCACAAGAAGUUUGCCCCUCGUUGCUGUGUGUGUUCUGAGCCCAUCAUGCCAGCUCCAGGCCAGGAGGAGACUGUUCGUAUCGUCGCCUUGGACCGAGACUUCCACGUGCAGUGUUACCGUUGUGAGGACUGUGGUUCUCUGCUGUCUGAAGGGGACAACCAGGGUUGUUACCCCCUGGACGGACAUGUCCUCUGUAAGAGCUGUAACACCAGCCGUAUCCAGGCCCUCACCGCCAAGGCUACCACUGACCUCUGAACCCCAGAUACCCUGCUACACCGCCAAGGCUACCACUGACCUCUGAACCCCAGAUACCCUGCUACACCGCCAAGGCUACCACUGACCUCUGAACCCCAGAUACCCUGCUACACCGCUCACCUCUACUGCCUGGCUGGCUGCCCUUCAGCCCGACACACACACACGUACAUAUACACACGUACACACACACACACGUACACAUACACACACACACGUACACACACGUACACAUACACACACACACGUACACACACACACACACGUACACACACACACACACGUACACACACACACACACACACACACACACAUCUAUGAAUAUUAUGAAAUUGCUAAUGGGGAGAAACGAAGAUGUGACGGCCCUGAAAUGUUGACAGUCUCGGUACGAUCAUCAGCCUGUUGAUUCCUUUAUUGCUGUCAUUAUUAUUAAUGCCUGUGUCCCUCUACUUGCAUUUACUCUUUGACAUUGUAGUCACUUAGCAGACACUCCUUAAUCAGAGAGAUUCACAGGACAGUCAGCAAACACUCCUUAAUCAGAGAGAUUCACAGGACAGUCAGCAAACACUCCUUAAUCAGAGAGAUUUACAGGACAGUCAGCAAACACUCCUUAAUCAGAGAGAUUCACAGUACAGUCAGCAAACACUCCUUAAUCAGAGAGAUUCACAGGACAGUCAGCAAACACUCCUUAAUCAGAGAGAUUCACAGGACAGUCAGCAAACACUCCUUAAUCAGAGAGAUUCACAUGACAGUCAGCAAACACUCCUUAAUCAGAGAGAUUCACAGGACAGUCAGCAAACCAAAUCAAAUGUAUUUAUAAAGCCCUUCGUACAUCAGCUGAUAUCUCAAAGUGCUGUACUGAAACCCAGCCUAAAACCCCAAACAGCAAAGCAAGGCAGGUGUUGAAGCACGGUGGCUAGGAAAAACUCCCUAGAAACACUCCUUAAUCAGAGAGAUUCACAUGGGACAGUCAGCAAACACUCCUUAAUCAGAGAGAUUCACAGGACAGUCAGCAAACCAAAUCAAAUGUAUUUAUAAAGCCCAUUUUACAUCAGCUGAUAUCUCAAAGUGCUGUACUGAAACCCAGCCUAAAACCCCAAACAGCAAAGCAAGGCAGGUGUUGAAGCACGGUGGCUAGGAAAAACUCCCUAGAAACACUCCUUAAUCAGAGAGAUUCACAUGGGACAGUCAGCAAACACUCCUUAAUCAGAGAGAUUCACAGGACAGUCAGCAAACACUCCUUAAUCAGAGAGAUUCACAUGGGACAGUCAGCAAACACUCCUUAAUCAGAGAGAUUCACAUGGGACAGUCAGCAAACACUCCUUAAUCAGAGAGAUUCACAUGGGACAGUCAGUGUAUAUCGUUAGAUUUUUUUUCCUCGUCUUUAUGCUGUUGUUUCUCCUAGUUGACAAGCCGUCUGUCUCCUGUCCUGUCAUGUCAUGGGUGUGGACCAAAUGGCAGUCUAUUCCCUAUAUAAGUCCAGUAGUUUGGGCACUAUGGUCUACAGUAGUGUACUGUAUAGGGGAUAGGCUGCCAUUUGUGAUGUCUCCAUUCAUUCCAAUAUGCCUGAGCUGAUCUGGUUCCUCUGAUCUCUUGCCUUUUUAACAUCCUCACUGUACUUAAUUAAGCAAUAAGGCAUGAGGGGGGUGUGGUAUAUUGGCCAUAUACCACAAACCCCCGAGGUGCCUUAUUGCUAUUAUAAACUGGUUACCAAUGUAAUUAGAGCUGUAAAAAUAAAAUGUUGUGUCAUACCUGUGGUAUACAGUCUGGCUGUCAGCCAAUCAGCAUUCAGGGCUGGAAACACCCAGUUUAUAAUAGAAGAUAGCCAACACGUGGAGAAGAGGCUGACUGGCUGGCUGGCUGACUGGCUGGCUGGCUGACUGGCUGACUGGCUGACCGGCUGACCAGUUUAAAUUCCAGUCAAUUCAGGAAGUAAAACAAACUCCCAAUUCCAAAUGUUCCUCAUUGAAAAGCAUUGAAGAGAAUUGGAAUUUCAGUGUACUUCCUGCAUUGACUGGAACUGAAAUGGAAUUGACCCCAACCCUGGCUUACUGUAUACAGAAAGUGGACCAAGCCUCUCAACUGUAACUGCUGCUUCCUAAGCCGUGACCUCUCAACUCUAACAGCUGCUUCCUAAGCCGUGACCUCUCAACUCUAACAGCUGCUUCCUAAGCCGUGACCUCUCAACUCUAACAGCUGCUUCCUAAGCCGUGACCUCUCAACUCUUAACAGCUGCUUCCUAAGCCGUUCAUACUACAGCAUAUAGAGUAAGUGUCCAUUAUGAGUUAGCUGAAUGCCCUACCGGCCGAGAGGAAUCCAUUUUCAUCACAUCUCUUCUCUAUAAGGAGAGAUGAGAGGGGGCGGGGGGUUCUCUAAUGCUGAGGGUGCGUCAUAAACAGCACCCUAUUCUCUAUAUAGUCCACUACUUUUGGCCAGAGCUCUAUGGGCCCUUGUCAAGCGUAGUGCACUAUAAAGGGAAUUAGGGUGCCAUUUGGGAGGAACCCACAGAUGAACAGCAACUCUAUGUACAAACAUACAGCCUGCUCUAUGUACAAACAUACAACCUGCUCUAUGUACAAACAUACAGCCUGCUCUAUGUACAAACAUACAGCCUGCUCUAUGUACAAACAUACAGCCUGCUCUAUGUACAAACAUACAGCCUGCGCUAUGUACAAACAUACAGCCUGCUCUAUGUACAAACAUACAGCCUGCUCUAUGUACAAACAUACAGCCUGCUCUAUGUACAAACAUACAGCCUGCUCUAUGUACAAACAUACAGCCUGCUCUAUGUACAAACAUACAGCCUGCUCUAUGUACAAACAUACAGCCUGCUCUAUGUACAAACAUACAGCCUGCUCUAUGUACAAACAUACAGCCUGCUCUAUGUACAAACAUACAGCCUGCUCUAUGUACAAACAUACAGCCUGCUCUAUGUACAAACAUACAGCCUGCUCUAUGUACAAACAUACAACCUGCUCUAUGUACAAACAUACAGCCUGCUCUAUGUACAAACAUACAGCCUGCUCUAUGUACAAACAUACAGCCUGCUCUAUGUACAAACAUGCAGCCUGCUCUAUAACAACACCCUUAGUGAUAAACAUGCAGCCUGCUCUAUAACAACACCCUUAGUGAUAAACACACAUCACGGUGCUCCAAACGAUCUAAUUAGGAGUGUUGUUGAAACAGGAUGUGCUGUGUAUACAGUCGAAGUCGGAAGUUUACAUACAUACAUAGCCAAAAUAACAUUUCAACUCAGUUUUACACGAUUCCUGACAUUUAAAUCCUAGUAAGAAUUCCCUGUUUCAGGUCAGUUGGGAUCACCACUUUAUUUUAAGAAUGUGAAAUGUCAGAAUGACAGCCGAGAGAAUGAUUUAAUUCAGCUUUUAUUUAUUUCAUCACAUUCUCAGUGGGUCAGAAGUUUACAUACACUCAAUUAGUAUUUGGUAGCAUUGCCUUUAAAUUGUUUAACUCGGGUCAAACGUUUGAAAUGUCUAAAGCCAUGACAUCAUUUUCUGGAAUUUUCCAAGCUGUUUAAAGGCCCAGUCAACUUAGUGUAUGUAAACUUCUGACCCACUGGAAUUGUGAUACAGUGAAUUAUAAGUGAAAUAAUCUGUCUGUAAGCAAUUGUUGGAAAAAUUACUUGUGUCUUGGACAAAGUAGAUGUCCUAACCGACUUGCCAAAACUACAGUUUGUUUUAACAAGAAAUGUGUGAAGUGGUUGAAAAACGAGUUUUAAUGACUCCAACCUAAGUGUAUGUAAACUACCCACUUCAACUGUAUUUAAUUCUUUUGAAGGUAUAAUAUUGCAUUAAUUUGGACUGCCGAUGAGUUGUCAUGGUGAUUCUGAGGCCUUAACUAAAGGAGAUCGAAGUUCUAUAGCCAUCUGUUCAAUACUUCGCUCAGUCAUAAUACAAUGAUACACUUAUUCAAGCCAAGUAGAAUAAUACCUUAUCUUAUUCAUAAUAAAAUGAUUUAACUCAA